AUGGGCUUUGCCCCGAUGCACAAUGCUGCGGCUUAUUCGGCUGUGGAAGUCAUGGAUGAACUUAUCAAACAUGCAGGCAGUUCAGUUUAUUUUGAUGUCACUGCAGCUCUUCAUGUUGCUUGUGAUGCUGAGAUGGUGCAUCGACUUGUGCAAAUGACAGCGGAUGUGAACGGCCAAACUGACUGCUGGAAGCGAUCAACACUCACGCGAGCAAUGUGCAUGAUGAUGGUUUUACAGCAUCGGUUUUACAAGGUUACUCAACUCAGCCAGAUGCUGUACCACUCAGAAGGUGCAUCGCCUUUGAUCAUGGCCUUGGUUUGCGGUCAAUAUGAAGCCGCGGCAGCUCUGAUCGCAGCAGGAGCAGAGCUCACUUCACGGAAUGCCCGGGGAUUGACUCCCAAAAAGUUCAUCCAAGAGAAUUGGGUCCCAGAAUGCCUGCAGGAUGCCCUGGAAGGAAGGCUUGAAUCAUGUCAGAGGGUGGCACUACUCGCACGUGGCUGGGUGGAGAUGAAAUUUUGA
Molecule: messenger RNA, 519 nt
Organism: Cladocopium goreaui
Lineage: Eukaryota; Dinophyceae; Suessiales; Symbiodiniaceae
Source: the annotation of a GenBank genome assembly